UGGAUGGUGCUGGUGAAGUUACAGCCGGACCGUUCACUUUGGUAAAAUUGGUGAGUAAAUCGGACAGUGAUUACGAUUUACUGUGUACUGGAACAGCAUCGGAACGUUUUAUAGCCGUUUUGAUAAAAAAAUAUGGGUUGUAUAAAAUCCAAGCUGACCAAUGGCGGGAAUGAGGAUACGCGUGCUCACACGAAAAACCAACCAGUACGUACCGACCGAACUAGAUAUGUGAGAGACCCCACCACCAGUAGGCCAAGUUUGCCAACUCAAGGGGGUCUUCUUCCUGGCCAAGUGUUCCAAAGAAUGGAGGAGCAAAAUGGGUCUGUGAAAAUAGUGGUUGCACUGUACCCAUAUGAAGCAGUACACAGUGGAGAUUUGACGUUUAAGAAAGGAGAACGACUUAAAGUUCUUGAAGAGAAAGGAGAAUGGUGGAGAGCAAAGUCUCUUAUGACCAAGAAGGAGGGUUUGAUUCCCAGUAAUUAUGUAGCUCAAGCAGACACAGUGGAGAGUGAAGACUGGUUCUUUAAAGACAUUACCAGGAGAGAUGCAGAGAGGCAACUGCUGGCUCCUGCAAAUAAGCCAGGAUCUUUCCUCAUUCGAGAGAGUGAGACAUCCAAAGGAAGUUACUCGCUGUCUAUCAGGGAUAUAGAUGACCAGGGUGCAGACACUGUCAAACAUUAUAAGAUCCGCACAAUGGACAAUGGAGGCUACUACGUCUCUCCUAAAAACACCUUCUCUGACAUCAACAGCAUGAUAAAGCACUACCAGAAGCAAGCAGAUGGGCUCUGCCGAAAACUGGACAAGCCCUGUGUGAAACCCAAAGCCCAGACACCAUGGGACAAAGACGCGUGGGAAAUCUCAAAGGAGUCCAUCAAGAUGGUGAAAAAGCUUGGGGCGGGACAGUUUGGUGAAGUUUGGAUGGCCUUCUACAACAGCAGCACCAAAGUGGCAGUGAAGACCCUGAAACCUGGGACCAUGUCUGCGGAGGCCUUCCUGGAGGAGGCCAACCUGAUGAAGACCUUGCAGCAUGACAGACUGGUGCGACUUUAUGCCGUGGUCACUAAAAGCGAGCCCAUCUACAUCAUCACCGAGUUCAUGGCCAACGGUAGUUUGCUGGAUUUCUUAAAAAGUGAAGCUGGCAGAAAAGUGCUGCUACCCAAACUAAUAGAUUUUUCAGCCCAGAUUGCAGAGGGGAUGGCUUACAUUGAGAAAAAGAACUACAUUCACAGAGACCUGAGAGCUGCAAAUGUUCUCGUGUCUGAGAGCCUGCUCUGCAAGAUUGCUGAUUUUGGCCUCGCGAGAGUCAUUGAGGAUGAUCAGUACACAGCUAGAGAAGGAGCCAAGUUUCCCAUUAAAUGGACAGCACCGGAGGCCAUCAAUUAUGGAUCAUUUACAAUUAAAUCAGACAUGUGGUCAUUUGGAAUCCUUCUAUAUGAAAUUGUCACAUAUGGAAAAAUCCCUUACCCAGGGAUGAGUAAUGGUGAUGUAAUGAUGGCUGUCCAGCGAGGUUAUCGGAUGCCGUGUCCCGAAGACUGUCCCAGUGAGCUUUAUGACAUUAUGAACACAUGCUGGAAGAGCAAGCCAGAUGACAGGCCCACAUUUGACUACAUGCAGAGUGUGCUGGAUGACUUCUUCACUGCCACUGAGGGUCAGUACCAGCAGCAGCCAUAGGAGAAGACAGCUUAUCCUAAGGAACAUCUCUAGCACCAUCUGGACUAGAUCCACUUCCAUAAUGGACAGAAAAAGACAAUGAUUCUGCAUUGGUAAAAAGUCCUGUCGCUUGUUUCCAGCAAUCCAAACAUCAUUCGUUUUUACCCAACGGCUUACUCCUCUGUGGUCCAGUGAAGCCUUUGUUACAAAACUAGGAUUUCUGACUGUCGGCCUCACUAAAGCAUCACAGCGGGAGCUUUCAGUGCUUCAACACCAGGAAGAACAGGGUGGAACGCCUGCCAUUUUGGACUCGGGUGUGUGAAGACAAUUGGUGCCAAUUUUGUACAUAUGUGAAAGCAGGUUUUGGAAAACAAGCAUCAAUAAGCAGCACCAAGGAAGCAAGCAUAUGGAGUUCUGAGUGUGUAAGGGAAUUUGACAGUAAUUUUGAUUCAUUUAAAUGAGUGUUUGUCAUUGGAUAACAUGUACAGAAAUAUAUGAACAUAUGGACAAAUAGGUUAUUCAACAGCACUGAUUAUUUGGGGAUCUUUUCCUCUGUGUGGAUGGAGUCAACUAUUCAGAAGAAUUAGUUGAAAAGAGGCAACCUUCAGUACAAAUGUUUGAUUCUCCCUUUUCCAAUGCAUUGCAGACAGACAUGACAUCAUCUACACUGAAUAAAUGGACAUAACCUGGUUUACAACACUGACAGAUUAACUGUAGGUAUUAAGGCCUGUAGGUUUGCCAUGUGGUAGAGUUUAUCUGCAUACUUUUGUUUUACUGUGGAGACAAACCCAAUUUAUGUUCUAGUUUCUAUAUCGCACUUCUUAUGAGCAUAAGAAGCAUAAUCAAUGUGAGCUUUGUGCAAUAAACAAGGUUUAUUCUAAAUGCCCCGAGACCUAAACUUGGUCUUGCAAUUUGCUGAGAGCAAUGGUAGUUCUUGUGUCAGCCAUAAUUUAUAUCAGUUUAAAUUUUUAGACCACCUAUUGUAUAUGUUUUUUUCCCUCUACUACAAUUAAAUAUGCAAACAAUGCUACAUUGAAAGGAUUAAAGAAAAGGUUCAGAAAUGUUUUCAGGUAUCAGUGAUCUCGUGUCUCCAUUUCAAUACAAGCCCACUUAGGAGUGCAGUGUUUCUGUUUUACAAAAAAAGAAAACCCCAGUGCUUUGUCCCAUUCAAUUUACAAAUCAUAAACACAACCAGAUAUGUAAUGGAAUGGAUUACGAGUCAAAUCAUGUACUGUAGCUGAGAGCUCCCAUUGUGGCUCAAUACUGAUCAAAUUUUAAAUGCAGUUACAUCAACCGAUGAACAGAACCAAAACGUUUCAAAAAGGACCUGUAAAAAUUGCAACAGUAUAAAUUAAAUUUAAAAUCGACACUACAAAUUUAUUAAAUUGACAAG
Megalops cyprinoides (Indo-Pacific tarpon) is the source of this 3043-nucleotide messenger RNA. RefSeq names its product tyrosine-protein kinase Lyn-like. Gene Ontology annotation, molecular function: non-membrane spanning protein tyrosine kinase activity; ATP binding; signaling receptor binding. NCBI's taxonomy places the organism in Eukaryota, Metazoa, Chordata, Actinopteri, Elopiformes, Megalopidae. The transcript has 13 exons. Gene Ontology annotation, cellular component: extrinsic component of cytoplasmic side of plasma membrane. Gene Ontology annotation, biological process: cell differentiation; protein phosphorylation; innate immune response. The record is from RefSeq and is a predicted model, not a curated record. Bases 133 to 1671 code for a protein of 512 amino acids.